Asparagus officinalis (garden asparagus) is the source of this 982-nucleotide messenger RNA. RefSeq names its product pre-mRNA-splicing factor SPF27 homolog. The coding region runs from base 43 to 636 and encodes 197 amino acids. Gene Ontology annotation, cellular component: precatalytic spliceosome; catalytic step 2 spliceosome; Prp19 complex. Lineage: Eukaryota; Viridiplantae; Streptophyta; Magnoliopsida; Asparagales; Asparagaceae. The transcript has 7 exons. The record is from RefSeq and is a predicted model, not a curated record. Gene Ontology annotation, biological process: mRNA processing.
CCGAACGUGAAGGCGGAGGUCGACCGCCUCGUUGAGGAGGAGAUGAGGCGGAGCAUCAAGAAGCCCGCCGACUUUCUUAAAGACCUCCCACCCCUCCCAAAAUCUGAUUUUGAGGAUCAUCCUAUGCUUGCAAGAGAGUAUGAACGUGUGAGGGCUGGAAAACCUCCUGUAACUCUGGAGAUGUCACGCUAUGGAUUGGAACCUCCUCCCAUGAACAAGCGUAAUGAUGUAACUGCUUGGAGGCUGGCACUUAAGAAUGCUCAAAGCCUACUACAACAUCAAGUUAUAAGAAUGGAGAAUCUUGAACUGAUGCUGAAACAUGGCGCUGAUGUAUGGAAACUCCAUAACAAACAAAUGGAAUUGUUGCUGUCAAGGAUGCAAGCUACAGCGUCAGAAUACAAUGAAAGGAUAGAAGCUGUCAACCGUGAGAGGAAAUAUCACCAGCAAAGUACAGGCGUACAACUUAAUGCUCUGUCUACUGAAUGGAGGGAACUUUGUGAGAAAAACAUAGAGAUAGAGACCGUGUGUGCUGAGAUCCAGAAUCGUAUAGAACAACUGAGACUAGAAGCUGCAGAAUGUGGUCUUAAUUUGGAUGCUAAUAUGAAUGAUACUUCAGCAAUGAUCGUGGAGCACUAGGUAAAAUAAGGAGGUUCCUAAAUCAUAGAUUUUCCGCAUGCUUGCGCUUGGAAUUUUACCCUGCGAUGUCCGAAGCUGGCUGUGACUUCAACCUUAAACAGGGGUCAUUGCUGUGCCAUCCUCAUCCCUUUCUUAUGAAUCAGUGCGAUUGUAGUUUGGGCUUUUUGAUCUGGGCGUCUUCAGUUAUUUUCUAGUAUUGAAAGCAUAAGCUUGAUGAAUUCUUUACCAAAAAGGGAUUUUUGACAGCAACUUGUAAUGGAGAAUACACAGAAGUAUUGCAUUGUUGGGUGAAUUUAGACUGAUUAAGCUUUGUCAUUUCAAUUAUCAUUUAACCAACUUUUGGUCU